AUGUCCUGGCACGACGACGCUUCGAAGAGACGUACUGAUGUUGCCCAGCUUGACUGCCUCUCCGCGGCGUGUGGUCUCGCCGAUGAAGCCUGCGUAUGCGAUAGGAUCUCGAGCAAGAAGGUCAUGGACUGUUCCAUGGCCGCUUGUACCUUUGCCGAAGCUAUAUCGGCCCGGAGACUGAUCGAAGUCGCCUGUGGCGCGUCGACAACCCGCACCCGCGUCGGCACGUUCAACUACAUCAACACCGGCCUCGGCAUAUUCACCGGCAUCAUAGCCGUCGCGCGGCUUAUCUUCAAGCGAUUCAUCAGCUCCGCCCGCAAAUUUACCCCCGACGACUGGGUCAUUCUCGCGACGCUCGCCCUCGGUCUGGCCAGCGUGCUGCUCCUCUCACUAGGGCUGACGGCCAACGGCCUGGGGAGAGACAUCUGGACCCUCGCCCCGGAAGGCAUGGUGACCUUUGGGUUCUACUUUUACCUCUGCGAGAUUGUUUACAUUGCUCUCAUGGCCAUGGUGAAGCUAGCGCUGUCUCUCUUUUACUUGGCCAUUUUCCCGGGUGCCGGUGUGCGCCGGAUACUAUGGGCGACGGCCGUGUUCCAGGUCGUCUUUGGGCUGGCGUUUGUAAUCAAAGACGCGGUCCAGUGCAUCCAGCCCGACUUCUACUGGAAGAGGUUCAGCCUCGAUGCUGAUCCGCGGGGGCACUGCAUCAACGUGCAUGCCUCGGGCUGGGUCAAUGCCGUGCUGGGCGUCGCCAUUGACGUCUGGCUGCUGGCGAUUCCUCUCUUUCAGUUGCGCAAAUUGCAACUGGAGUGGAAGAAGAAGGCCGUGGCGGGAGUCAUGUUUCUCACCGGCGCGCUGGUGACGCUCAUCUCGAUUCUUCGACUCAAGUCCCUCAAUACAUUUGCUAACACGACAAACCCGACCUGGGACCAGUGGGCGCUGGUGCUCUGGUCCACGAUCGAGAUCAACACGGGCAUCAUCUGCACCAGCCUUCCCGCCGUGCGCCUCAUGCUGCUUCGCCUGUUCCCGCGGAUGCUCGGGACUGUCGCCUCGACGACAUCACGGACACGAACGCGCGCAGAGUCGGCGUAUGGCGAGGGGGCGAGCAGUAGCCACGAAAUGAAGCCUCCGGGCUCGUCUGCGGGAGGCAGCGACCACACCUCGACGUUGACGCUGCUGCCACCAGCGACAAGGGUUGAAUCUCGCAGUCCUUUAUUUGAAGAUGUCAAGUCGGCUGAGACGGACUCAAGACGAACAUAG
Purpureocillium lilacinum is the source of this 1257-nucleotide messenger RNA. The record is from RefSeq and is a predicted model, not a curated record. Lineage: Eukaryota; Fungi; Ascomycota; Sordariomycetes; Hypocreales; Ophiocordycipitaceae.